UGUGUGUGUGUGUGUUAGGAUGGUCUCAGUAUGCUGCACUGUGCUGCCCAGCGAGGCCACAUCAAAGUAUUGGAGUUCAUCAUGGAGGACCUUGAGGACAUCCGGCUGGACCGAGUUGACAAGUCAGGGAAGACUGCGCUUCACCUGGCAGCUGAACAUGGCCAAUUUGAGGUGGUGGAGUUUCUGAUUGGAAUGGGCCGCACACAUGGUCUGAAGGACAAGGAAGAGAACACUGCCAUGCACCUCGCAGCACGGAGCGGGCACACACACAUCCUGCAGAAGAUGGUGGAGAUGGGGGUGGACGUGGACGAGAGGAACAAAGAAGGCCUCACAGCGCUGCACCUGGCCUCUGACGGAGCUCACUGUGAGUGUGUCCGGCUGCUGCUGGAGGCCGGCUGCGAGGCCAAUGCUCUGACUAAUUCUAAAACUAUCUUCCUUUUCCUGCCUGCAGAAGAACAUGACUGCCCUUCAUUACGCGGCUCAGCAUGGCUCUGACAGAGAAGCCAGUCUGCUGCUGGAGGCAGGGACCCACAGAGACGCUGUGGACAGUCAACACAACACAGCUCUGCACCUCGCUGUGUUCCACCACCAUGCAGAGGUUCUGCGGCUGCUCAUAGGCGCUGACUGUGACCUGG
Messenger RNA from Notothenia coriiceps (black rockcod), 635 nucleotides. RefSeq names its product ankyrin repeat and death domain-containing protein 1A-like. The record is from RefSeq and is a predicted model, not a curated record. The transcript has 6 exons. Gene Ontology annotation, molecular function: protein binding. The coding region runs from base 31 to 495 and encodes 154 amino acids. NCBI's taxonomy places the organism in Eukaryota, Metazoa, Chordata, Actinopteri, Perciformes, Nototheniidae.